AUGAAUCAUUCUUAUGGUUAUCAGACCAGUGAUGCUGCUGAUAAUUUGUACUCCGGUUCCUCUAGCAGUUUCAGUCAUCCUGAAUCUCCCAGUUCUGUCGCUGCUGCUGCCACUGCUUCUGCCGAAAGAAAAGAGAGGGAAGUUAAAGAGAGAGUUGCAUUCAAGACACAGUCUGAUGUUGAAGUGCUUGACGAUGGGUUCAAGUAUGGGAAGAAGAUGGUGAAGAACAGCCCAAAUCCUAGAAACUAUUACAAAUGUUCAGCUGAUGGGUGUCCCGUGAAGAAAAGAGUUGAAAGAGAUAGAGAUGAUCCUAGCUUUGUGAUAACAACUUACGAGGGCUCUCACAAUCACUCAAGCAUGAACUAA
Molecule: messenger RNA, 366 nt
Organism: Eruca vesicaria subsp. sativa (arugula)
Lineage: Eukaryota; Viridiplantae; Streptophyta; Magnoliopsida; Brassicales; Brassicaceae
Source: the annotation of a GenBank genome assembly